Messenger RNA from Brassica oleracea var. oleracea, 1095 nucleotides. RefSeq names its product homeobox-leucine zipper protein HAT5-like. The coding region runs from base 362 to 898 and encodes 178 amino acids. The record is from RefSeq and is a predicted model, not a curated record. Gene Ontology annotation, biological process: positive regulation of DNA-templated transcription. Gene Ontology annotation, molecular function: DNA-binding transcription factor activity, RNA polymerase II-specific; sequence-specific DNA binding. NCBI's taxonomy places the organism in Eukaryota, Viridiplantae, Streptophyta, Magnoliopsida, Brassicales, Brassicaceae. Gene Ontology annotation, cellular component: nucleus. The transcript has 3 exons.
AAGCUUUACCCGCGAAGAUCUAUACACAAAUCUAACUCAAGAAAAAAAAAAAUAGCUUGAUAUAUUCUCUAAGAUGAAUGAAGAUUCUCUCGGAAUGUCUCUAUAUUAACUUCCAUCUUUCAUUUUGAUCUCCAUCCUCUUCUUGAUUUUCUUGUUUCUUGAUCUGUUUUUUUUUGUUCUUUCAAAAACGAUGGGACUUUGCCUCUGUUUGUUAGCAACUCCGGCGACAUUGUUGUGGACGACGAGUUUCUUCCGCCACAAACUCUUGAUUCUCUAACGAAUUGUUUCAUCACAUAAUCCCACUUAGAUUCGCAUUUAAGGUUUUAGUUUCUUCUUUUUUUUAUUUACUUUAAACAUCUCAAUGGAUCCCAAUUACGAUCAAGAAUCAAGAUCAAGAUCGGCUCCAACAGGUGAAAUCGAUAAUCAACCGGCUGAGAAAAAGCGUCGACUAACGGUUGAACAAGUGAAUAUGUUGGAGAAGAGCUUUGAAGAAGAGAAUAAAUUGGAACCAGAGAGAAAGACUGAGCUAGCUAAAAUGCUUGGAUUGCCUCAACGACAAGUAGCUGUUUGGUUUCAGAAUCGAAAAGCUCGGUGUAAGAUCAUGAAGAUCGAAAGAGAUUACGAUGUUCUCAAGGCUUGUUAUGAUUCCCUCCUGGCUAAACAUGAAUCAGUCAUCUCAGAGAAUGAGAAACUCAAAUCUAAAGUCUUCACUUUGACUGAGAUGCUUCUUCCUGCAGCACACCAAACCCAAAGAAACCUCCAAGGCAAGCUUAACUCUAAAGGUGAUGAUGAAACUAUGAGCUCUUCCACAGCUUUAGUUCCAUUGGCAAAUGACCAUUACUUCACCAACGUUGAUGAAACAUUCGGCUGGUGGGUUUGGCCAUCGAAUCUUAUGUAAAAAUCUGAGAAUCCAAGAUCGGUGUAGAGCACAAGAGAGAAAGACUUAGUAUUCUAUAAGCUUACGUUCUAAACAUGGGCAGAGGUUGAAUAGACUAGUAUAGAACAUAUUGACAUAUGAGAAAUAAGAAUGUUAAAAAGCUAUUACAAUCACUAUUUUAAAUAAAUAUAUUAUAUGAAAAUCUACUAAAGUUUCUA